UGGGCAGUGCUGCUGUGCGCCGCGCUCGGUGCCCGCGCUCCCCGCUCCGCGCUCCCCGCCAGCCGCCCCGGGGCAGGAGGCGCGCCUGGCGGCCGGCCGGCCAGACAAAGGAGGCGCGGCGCGGCGGAGCCGGCGCGGGCCAGCGGACCAUGGACUCGGGGCGCGAGCGGCCGGCCCCAGCCCUGAGGACCCGGCGCCCCCGGGCCCGGCCCUAGGCGCCCGGCUCCGCCGCCCGGGGCGCGCAGCGGGGAGGACGCGGAGCCCGUGCGGCGCGGAGGAGGAGGCGGCGGCCGCCGAGCUAGAGGGGCGCCGCGGCGGACGGCCCGCGCGGCCCCCGGAGCCAUGGGCAAGUGCAGCGGGCGCUGCACGCUCGUCGCCUUCUGCUGCCUGCAGCUGGUGGCUGCACUGGAGAGGCAGAUCUUUGACUUCCUGGGCUAUCAGUGGGCUCCUAUCUUAGCCAACUUCCUGCACAUCAUGGCCGUCAUCCUGGGCAUCUUCGGCACCGUGCAGUACCGCUCCCGGUACCUCAUUCUGUAUGCAGCCUGGCUGGUGCUCUGGGUUGGCUGGAAUGCAUUUAUCAUCUGCUUCUACCUGGAGGUCGGACAGCUGUCCCAGGACCGGGACUUCAUCAUGACCUUCAACACGUCCCUGCACCGCUCCUGGUGGAUGGAGAAUGGGCCAGGCUGCCUAGUGACACCUGUCCUGAACUCCCGCCUGGCCCUGGAAGACCACCAUGUCAUCUCUGUCACCGGCUGCCUGCUUGACUAUCCCUACAUCGAAGCACUCAGCAGUGCUCUGCAGAUCUUCCUGGCUCUGUUCGGCUUUGUGUUCGCCUGCUACGUGAGCAAAGUGUUCCUGGAGGAGGAGGACAGCUUUGACUUCAUCGGUGGCUUUGACUCCUACGGAUACCAGGCGCCCCAGAAGACGUCGCAUUUACAACUGCAGCCUCUGUACACGUCGGGGUAGCCGCGCUCCCACCCGGGCGCCGCGUGCUUGCUGGCUAGACUGAAGCUGAGGCCACCAGGUCGGGCCCAAAUGGCAGGCGCGCCCCCUGGCGGCUAGCGGACCGACUGCAGCCUGCACUGGCUGGGUCCGCCGGACAUGGACCUGGCCCUUCGCAGCCCGACUCCAAGGGUGGGGCGGGCCGGGCGGGGGAGGGGAUCGCGGGGGGUUGUAUUUUUUUUUUUUUUUUUUUUUUUUUUAUCUCAGCCUUGAUGUGCGCUGGGGCCUCCCUGCCUUCUCCAGCCUCUUCUUUUUGAAACCCUUCACCCAACUUCCGGUCCCCUGUCCAGAGAGAAAUGGCAUUCACCUCAUUUUACCACACUGGUUCACCAGCCUUGGGGAGAGUUACUGUGACCUAGAAGCAGGAGUCCUGGGUUCCAGUUGCAGCUCCGUCACUGACUGUCUGUGUGACAUCUGGCAAGGCCCUGGCCCUCUCUGGGCCUCAGUUUCCCUCAAAUAAUUAAAAUAAUCUCUUAGCAGAUGGAGCUCUUUCUAGCCUUUUCAUUUGACUCUUAAGUCCCCAGGGCGAGGCUGGGAUUAUAAUUCCCAUUUUUCAGAUAUGGAAACUGAGGCCCAGAUAUGAAGCGUUUGCUUGAGGCCACACAGCUAGGCUUUGGGUGGAGGCAGGCCUUGAACACAGUGUACUUUCUGCAGUUUCAGGCUCCAGAACCUCGGGGUCUGGUCUCUGAAUUCCAUUUCUGAGCCCCCGACACUCUAGAACCCACAUGAUCUACACCACCUCUCCUGUAGCAAUAUACCUGUUCUCCUGUUGGGAACCAGAUGAACAGAGCCCAGAGCCCUGAAUUCAGCCUGACCCACAGGGAAGCCCUCCUAGGCUCGGCCCCUGCCCACCCUUGGCAAACAUUUCAAGCUCAUUCCAGUAAGAGGGGAGGCCACACCUCAGUCACGCCACCCCCUUCCAGGUCCCUGAGGCCGGGUCUGCUGCAGCCAUGAUCCCUACCUCGUCAGCAACCCCACCGACCCCUGAUGGUUCCAUCCACCUUCCAGAUGGAAGACCUGUGGUUCCGGAAUAGAAGAGGGCUGGCCGGCGCGGCCCAGUCAACACUUUUCAAAGAUCACCAGCGUCUGUGACCACUCCAGUGUCCAGGAGAAACCUCUAAGAAGCCCAGAAGGAGUUCUGAAGAGGCAGACUGGGGGAGUGGGUCGUGGUGUGGGGCCGGGAGGGCCAGCACCCUUGAGAGCAAACAGAUGAGAGCUCAUUCUCCCCACCUCCUUCCACAGACACCCCUGAGGACCUUGGUUCCUGUGUACGGGCCGGGAGUCCAAGGGCAGGAGGGUCAGGCCUCAGCUCCCAGUCUGUGAUACAGGAGUGGCCCUGGGUUAGGAAGGAGGGCAGGAGGCGUGGGGGACUUGGAGGGAAACACAGAUGGCUCGUACACCUGAGCCCGUCCGUGGUGAACACUCCAUCCUUGCUCUCCACCCUCUGAUCUAGCAUUCCCUACCGUCUGUGGCCAGAAUAUCCUGGGCUAGGACCCCACCCCACCAUCCCAUCUGUAGUGCUGUGUCAAGGAGCCGGCCCCAGGAGUUCCUCUGGUUCCCCCAGGCACUGAGUCCCGGGUGGUCUGCCUAGGUAACUGUGCGUACAGCUCAAGAAGGGAGCAGUUCCCUUCAGACCUGACUGCUUCCCUGCCUCCAGCCCUCUCCUCCCACCCCCACACGCCCCGCCUCCUUUCUACUCCACGGGUUUAGCCACUGGUGCUUUGAAGCCUUUUGUUUUUAUGAGAUGGAUUUUGCAAGGGGACCCAAGUUCUUUUCUCACUGGGACCUUGCAAGGCAGGGAGUGCUCCCCUGGUUUCUGUGCAGGUGGGUUGAUUAAAGAUGGUGAUUUCUUCUCUAUCUUUCUGUCCUCCUGCCCUGUGAGUGAGCAGGGUCCCUGCUUGAAGGUGAGCAGGG
This is a messenger RNA of Panthera uncia (snow leopard), 2916 nucleotides long. RefSeq names its product sodium/potassium transporting ATPase interacting 1 (gene NKAIN1). Bases 343 to 966 code for a protein of 207 amino acids. The record is from RefSeq and is a predicted model, not a curated record. Lineage: Eukaryota; Metazoa; Chordata; Mammalia; Carnivora; Felidae. Gene Ontology annotation, biological process: regulation of sodium ion transport. The transcript is spliced from 7 exons.